Molecule: messenger RNA, 762 nt
Organism: Papaver somniferum (opium poppy)
Lineage: Eukaryota; Viridiplantae; Streptophyta; Magnoliopsida; Ranunculales; Papaveraceae
Product: pathogenesis-related protein 1C-like
Exons: 1
Coding region: 69-569 (166 amino acids)
Cellular component (GO): extracellular region
Source: RefSeq, a predicted model, not a curated record
CAACAAAAAAUACUACAAUCAUUCCUCUACAUCUAGAAUCUUAACUCUUCAUAUCAUACAUCAAGAAUAUGAGUACCACAAAGUUUGGUUUUUCUUUUGUCAUGAGUUUCAUGGGCAUAACUCUGGCCUUCUUAAUCCAUUUUUCUCAAGCCCAAAACACUCCACAAGAUUAUCUUGCAGCUCAUAAUGCAGCUAGGGGAAAUGUAAGCGUCGGUAUGGUGACUUGGGACAAUAACCUCGCAACUUAUGCCAUGAAUUAUGCAAAACAAAGAGCUGGAGAUUGUAAACUCAUCCAUUCAGAUGGACCUUAUGGUGAGAACAUUGCUUGGGGUAGUACUUCUACCUUCACCGCGGUAGAGCUGGUAAAGCUUUGGAUUGCAGAGAAAUCGUAUUACAACUAUGGAGCAAAUACGUGUAACACGGGGAAAGAAUGUGGGCAUUACACCCAGAUAGUUUGGAGAGAAUCUGUUCGUGUGGGUUGUGCUAGAAUAGUGUGCGCAACUGGUGGUACGUUCGUUGUUUGCGAAUACGAUCCUCCAGGUAACUGGGACGGUGAAUACCCUUACUAAUGAAGCAACCCAAUAAAUCUCUUGAAAGUCAUCAUUUGCGCUAAUUGAUGAUCUCCUAAUUAACUAGAUUUCAUUUUUUUAACCCAAUCGGUAACGCACGAUGGAUAGUUUGAUCGAGCGUGUAGCUCCCCAUCCAUCUGGCUAAACCAAUUAUACACUCCGAGAUAUUUUUCGUUUUCUUAUGAAUAUUUUA